AUGCCAGAUGAGAUUGAGAAUUUGAAGGCUUCUUUGGUUCUUAUGCAACAAAGAUUAGAUGCUAUUGAGAGUGAAAGAGCUGACCAGCCGGUGGGUAGCACUGAUAGUACCUCAUCGGAUGAUGACUUCCAAACGGCGCCUCGUGGGUUUGUGGAGGCAGAUCGUAGGGGCACUAGGGUGGAUGUAGGAAUGGCCAAAGACGGAAGGGCACCAGUGGGGGUUUUCAAAGAGUUCCUCAUGAUUAAGACUCGGUGUAGGCCUAAACCACUUGUGUGUGUUAUAAAAGACUUCAAUUCACGUCAAUGUGAAGCGGUUAGGGAGAUUGGAUUUGGGGGUGUGCUUGAACUUCAGGUUACAAAUGCACCGUUAAGGUUGGGUUACUGGUUGGUCACCAACUUCCACCUAGAAGAUAUGUCUGUGCACUUGCCAAAUGGUAUGAAGUUACUACUCACUAAGGAUGAUGUAGCAGCAACAUUGGGUCUACCAUGUGGGCCGAUCACUAUUACAGAACGGGAUAGCCAGGUUGUAGGGCCAUAUUUGCGACAAUGGAGGGAUAAGUUAUGUCAACCUGAGGGGGAUGUGACGGUGAAGGCACUAUGCAAUGCGAUGUUGAGGUGCAAAGAUGGAGAUGUGUGGUUCAAGCGACAUUUCAGUGUCGUGGUAGUCAGCACUCUCGUUGCAAGUGAGCAUAAUGGGUAUGUCAACCAGAAGAUAGUCCAUAUGUUGCAUGAUGUUGAUCGGAUAGCUGAUUUAGAUUGGUGUGGGUUUUUGUUGAAAAAAUUGGUCAACUGUCAUGAGGAUUGGUCUCAACGUAAGCGUCUCAGGUUCACAGGACCCAUCAUCUUCUUAACUUUACUGUAUGUUGACAGGUUAGUAAUAGGCAAGCGUGACGUUCAAAGGGUUGUGCCGUCUUUGAAGGGAUGGUCGACGAAGAUGUUAAAGGCAAGGGAAUCCUUGGAGAUUACUUAUGGUGGCUUUGGACUUGGUCGGUUGGAUGCACCACUUUGCCAGGAGAACAACCCUGGUGUGUCUAUUGGUCAACAGCUUAUCGUGGGCAACAGAUCAAAGUCUCUUGUUGACAGGUUGGAGGAGAAAAAAACAAUUCUUCAUUCAGCAGUCCAAGACAUUAUUGAGCUAGUGCAUCAAUCACCAAAACUAGCUCAAGAUUCUGAGUUAUUCCAUUCUGUGUUUGAGAAUGCCCAGAAUUUAAUGGCUUUGAAGCCUGGAGUAGCACAUGAUCCUAGCCUAACGUCUGACCAAUUCGAUGAUGAUUUUUGGGAUAACCUAGAUAAUAUACUAGCGCUAGAGCAAGCUGAACAGGCUGCGCAAAGGGGGAAGUCAUUGAUGGACGCUCCUACUUUUAGCUUAGGGUUAUCGACCAUUGCAAGGGGGUAUGUUACCCCUCCACCACAGGCUACCAUUCGUUUGGGGGGCUCACAUAGUGCAUUGUCGGGGGAAUUAAAGUUGGUACCUUGUGACCGUAAGGGAAAAUCACCGUUGAACACCAGCCCCCAAAUGCUCACGGGUUAUUUGAGCUCUACGCUAGUUGAAGUGUGUACCGUCCUAUGGGAUUGGGUUUUUGACAACUCCCAGGCUGAUUUUGGUGAGGUAUUGUUCUCGUACCAUGGACAGAAUGCACUAUGGCGGGACUUUCGGACUUUGCAACAGGGCACACAUGUUUCUGCUGCAGUCGUUGAUGCAUGGUCUAGUCUGUUGAAUGCACCGGUAGAAAUAAGGAGGUGGGGCACGGUGAUCUCUGCUACUGCUGACCGUGACGAAAGGCUAAACUGGUUCUCGAAACGCCUUAAUGCAGAUCUCCGGUCAUCAAAAUAUGUUGGUUGGAGUUGUAUAGACUUGUUUGUUUUCCCCAUUAUUGACCGUGGACACUAUUAUGUUAUGAUCGUCUGCACAAAGAAUCGAAGGUUUGAUAUUAUAGAUAACUGCUCGUCUCGGUUGUCUAACAAACAGAGAUAUGGGAAAACACCUGAUAAUCUGAUUGACUUGCUUGCCUCGUUCCUAGAGCUCAAUGGCCACCCCUUUCGUGCUGUUUUGGUCCGAAACUUGGAACCCAAGAGGUUGCAGAUGGGUUGGCAGGUCACAUCUAAUAAGCAUGACUCUGGAAUUUAUACAGUGUGUCAUAUGGAGUUGUUCACUGGACAACGGUGUGCUGAAUUGGACUAUGGGUUGGUAAAAGGGGAUACAUGGCAGAUUCUAAAUCUUCGGAAGCGGGUAAAAGGGGAUACAUGGCAGAUUCUAAAUCUUCGGAAGCGAUACAUGCACAACAUUAUUAUGUCAGCAAAAAAUGUGCAGCGAUACAUGCACAACAUUAUUAUGUCAGCAAAAAAUGUGCACAAGGAUGCAAUUUCCACGCUUAUGUCAGCAAAAAAUGUGCACAAGGAUGCAAUUUCCACGCAUGUUGCACAGUAUGGGCGUUUAAGAUCGGGCAAUGCUUCCUAG
Ipomoea triloba (trilobed morning glory) is the source of this 2457-nucleotide messenger RNA. RefSeq lists its product as uncharacterized. The record is from RefSeq and is a predicted model, not a curated record. Bases 1 to 2457 code for a protein of 818 amino acids. NCBI's taxonomy places the organism in Eukaryota, Viridiplantae, Streptophyta, Magnoliopsida, Solanales, Convolvulaceae. The transcript has 10 exons.